AAGAGCAACAAACAAAAGAGUGCUGAUUAAUGGUCACUUAACAUGUGUGAUUGCAGAUUGCAUACAAGAUUUAUUGUUAAGGUGAAUUUUUAAGGUUACUGAAAUUGGUAGAAAGUUAUGGUGCAAUGUCUCUACCCGUAGUGCAAGUUGCUGAGGACGAUGAAGGGCCUGAAGAAGGUGAAAUUGAAGAUGACGAAGAUGACAUAAUUUUGGUAGAAGGUAGUAGUCCUCAACACAGCAGUACAACGAGCGCAAGUCUCGAUGUUUAUCCCGCCCCUAGCAGAAAAGAAAGUUAUGAGCGAGACAUAAGAAAUUUCGAGCUCCGUAGAGCUCGCACAACGAGAUUAAGAAGACCGUCCGGCGGAUCCAAAAGUCCGUAUAUUAUAAGCCCCUCCCUCCAUGGAACUGAUAGUUAUACUCGCACUAAAACUAAACAAUGUAGAUCAGGAUUGACCCAAGGCAAAGAAAACCGCCAUGUUCGCCACAAGUCUCCAGUUCAUCGAAAAGGAAGUCAUGACAGGACCCUUGCAGACUUCAAGGACAAGUCUCCCACUCGAGAUUCUAGCUGUAGUAGUAUUGACAGUGAAGAGCGAUCUUCAGAUAGAAAUUCUCAUCACAGGCCGCUUCGGAGACAUAGGCAUGAUAGAGCGAAGAGGCGAGCCAGCUCUAGUCCAGAGUCUUCUUACAUUCCUGCAAAACGUCGGUCACGCCAAUCCCAUCAUUCAACCAAAUGUCCUUUGAUCAAAGUCCUACAUUCUGUUGCCAAAGAAACAAGGCUAAUAGCCUUGGAAUCAUCUGAAAAUCAUUCAGAAUCUAGUAGUUUGAGGCAAAGACUUUUUAAUAUGGGAGCUAUGCCAGCUCUACAUGAUGAAAUGCCCUCAAAGAAUGAAAGUGUUCAAAGUUCUGGUGAUGUGGGUAAUGAAAGUAGAAGUAGUUCUGUCAAUUCAUCAAAACCUGAAGAUUCAUGUAAGCAGUUGCUUAGUGAAAGUACUCAAACUGAUGAAAUAAUUGAAGAAAUAACUCCUGUCAUAAAACCAGAUCCUGAAGUAGUAACACUGACAGAUAGUGAAGAUGGAGCCAUCAGUGCACGGGCUCAUACACCCCUAGAUACAACGGUGCCAGGUUGCGAGCGUCCGACCGAGAAAUCAAAUGCUGCUUUCGACAUAAAUCCUGAUAGUUUGUUACGCAAUAACUCUGAUGACAAUGAUGAUGAUAUUGGACACCUUCGUCUUCUAGCUCUUCAAUCUAAGAAACAGGAACAACAGGAACCAACUCCCCCUCCUGAUGAUGGGGAUGUAUUAGAGUUACGGUUAGCUGCCUUAAAAACUGCCUUUAUGAAGAAAUUCAAAACUCGUAAAAAACUACCAGUUACUAGUAGAACAAGUAAGGAAGAUCCCCUUUUUCCGCUUGAGGACAUUCCUUUGCCCUUUUCACCAGCUUCGCCAGAUGAAGUUAUUACUCCAGUAGACAUGGAACUUGCUGAAACUGAUGAUGAGGAUGAGACCUCUCUACAUUCCAUGUCCCACUAUUCCCCCUCUGAUCCUAUUCCAGAUUGCUAUUCUCCUUCUGAUGAUCCAUACCCUGACUGCUAUUCACCGUCUGAUCCAACGGGAUCCCCUAUCCUUGAGCGAUCUCUGCAAGAACUUCUUCCCCCUCCUCCUCCUCCAGACUUUGACCUCUAUUUUCCUGACCCAACUUAUGAGACUCCUUUGCAAGGCAUCAGUAUUGAUAACAAUUAUGCUGGGUGUUAUAUGGACCAUAUUCCUAGUACUGAGAUGUCGGCUCCUCCAUUGCCAGCUUAUUUCAGAGAACUUUUGUCAGGUAUGUCUGAAGACUCAUCCACCUUACUACCUCCUCAUUCAACGCAAUUGGAUCAACCAGGAAAUGUUUGUCUUGUAGAUCCUUUCUACCAACCUCAUACGCUUGACCAAUCUGAAGGUAGCCCAACUGAUAUGCAGAAAGAUAUGCCAAUUUUAGUUUGUGAGGAAGUUUCCCCAUUAUUAUUGCACUCUGAUCCAGUGGUGAAACAUUUAGAGGCAGAGGCACCAUUAGUACAAGAAAGUAGCUCUCAAGCUGAAAAUCUCACUGCUGAGUUACUUGUGGCUAAUGAGGAGGAAAAGUUUGAGUCCCAAUCAAACUGCUCUGGUAAUACUGAACUGAAAGAAAUUGUUCCAGUUCUUGAGGAAAAGGAGGAAAGAGUGUUGAAUGAUCUUCCAGCAUCGAGUUGUGAUAAGCAAUCCAAACCUGAAAAACAAUUGAAGACAGUGGAAAGCUAUGAAGAAAAUUCCCAAACUGUACCAUCAUACGCUGAACAAAGCAAAGAAACUCCUUUAGAAGAAGAGGAAAAAAUGCUUCGACAACGGUUGCUUUUUAAUUUGGCCAACAAGAGAGCCAAAAUGAUGGAAGCUAAGCAGGCUAAAACUGUGGAAGCUCCACCAAGUAAGAAGAAUGUGCUACCAGAUGCUGUUCCAAAUAGGAGUAAUUUAAUUCUACUUCACCCUAGAAAGAAUGUUAACCCAGAUAAAUCUGUUAAGAAACCAGCUAACUCUGCAUCAGAACCAUGUCGGCCACUACUGGUCGAAGCUGCUCAAAAGAAACCUCUCUCAUUGGUAGAACAAUCUAAACCAAAAUCUAAUCUUAAUUUGUUAGACCCAUCAAAACUAAAAUCUACUCCAAAAUUGGUAGAACCAUUGAAACCAAAAUCUACUCAAAAAUUAGUAGUACCAAUUAAAUCAAAACCUAGUCAGAAAUUGAUAGAACCAACUAAAUUAAAACCAUCCCAUCUUCUGCCAGAACAAUCUAAGGCAAAACCUCACCACACUGGGAUUUCAUCUCAAAUGUCGGAGGAAAAAAGAUUCAUUAUUCAUUUGGGUGAAGAUUCUGAUAGCAAUGAAGACUAUUCUGAGGCUGAAGCUUUAGGACGAAAGUGUGCCAAAAACAAAGAAAAGUGGAUUUUGCAUCUGAAAGAAUUGGAAGUCAACCCUAGCAUUAAGGGCCUGCCCAUCUCUGGGGCUAAGGUGCCUCUGAAAAGUAAUCUAAAUACAAAACAAGCCGUGAAGGAGAGAAAUCCCAAGAAGCCUUUUGCAGAAAAUUUGGCAGAUCUAGAAAAUAGUGUAGAGCGGUUUUUAAAGGGCGUCCGCAAUUCACAUGAAUCCAGAGCUGGUAAUUUAUCAUCAACCUCUACUAGUACUCCUGUGGCCGUGAAGCACUUGCCAGUGUCACAGCAAGAGGAAUAUCGGCGCCUCAAGCAACAAAUUGCUCAGUUGGAAAAGCAGCGUGAAAUCUCCACAAGGCAGCAAAAGCAGACCUUAGUGAGUGUCUCCAAAGGCACUCAAGUUAAAGUAGCCUCCAGCCUUAAUAGUUCUAAACAAGCCACUGUUACUCCAAAAGUCACAGCUUUGCCUUCCUCUAAAUCAUCAAAUGUCCCGUUAGCUGCUUCUAGUGCUAAAACAGAUUUGUUAAAGAGUGACACUCAUGUUAAGGCAAAGAUUUCUAAAGUACCCAUCAUCAGUACCUCGACUGUAACUCAAAAGCAAGCAGUAACUGCCCCUGCCCCCCUGACAUCCAAAAUUGUCAAAUUAAAUAAUAUUAAUAACUUGGCUCAAAAAAGCAGUACAGCUUCAGUAAAUGGAUUGAGCUCAAAAGGUGCCAUUGAUACCAAUGCUAAAAGUGAUAUCAAAGGAUGUUUGCCACCCUCUCAGUUAAAACCUAAUAACUUUGUGGCUGCUGAAGUACCCAGAAACAAAGAAGGCCUUUUUAGUCUUCAGUCAACUCUAGUAACAGAAAGGUCACAUGUGUUAAAGGAACUAUCCUCUCUAGCAAAACUGCUUGCUCAAGUAGAUAAAUCUUUGGAAGCUCAAUCCCACACUGCAACAGAAGUUUCCAGUCUUAUUGAUCAGCUGUGCUUAGCAGCGGGGCGCUGGAAAGCCCAGAACUGCACUGUUGCCUCUUUAGUGCAAAAAGUAGCUCAACGUCAGAGAGUGUUGUCUACAAGGCAUCGUUCUUGUGUUGAAGCAUCCAAGACCUGUGCUCAACUGGGAAACCAGCUGUAUGGAGAUAGUUACAGGAUUCCCUUGGACAAAGCUGACUCCAUGCGUCUUCAGCUUAAGCAAGUUCAUGAAAAAACUCAAGAACUUGCAACAAGAAGAACAACAGAGCAGGCUAAAAAGCACACAUUAGAAAAGCGGGCUGAGAGUUGCCUCAUCAAACUUUUCUCAGACUCACAAAAUUCAUUGGUGGAUAAAGGUGUUGUAAAAACUAGUGGACCUUCAUCUGUGCCUUCAUCUCCUACAAAAAUCUGCAAACAGGGAAAAUUAAAUGCUCCAACUCAGUCAAUUUUAGUGUUAUCCAGCAAAAACAAAAUUGAGUCUAGUAAAACUGAAGGAACAUCAAUGGUUUCAAAGUCAGAAACUCCACCUGCCGUUUCAAGUGAGAUCAGUCCCACAACAACAAAUUCUUUGCCUCAACUCAAUUCUGCAAUUACGUCAAGAGCUGUGAGUUGUCGUCUGGCUCUUAAUAAAGUUAGAUCUGCAAAAUCAGUGCUGAAUUGUGCUGGGAAGAAACGUCUUUUAGAGAAAAAAGGAAAGAAAUCAUUGAAACAGCUUGGUUUCAGCUCAAGAGUAGCAAAUCAAGACUUGCAAUUUAAAGGCGAUUCUGACAUGGACAUUUCAACUGACGGUGAAGAGCCUGGAAAAAAGAGCAAAGAAAUAUGUGGUAAUACAGAUGUAAUUGACAUGUCAGUGAGUCCUGACACUAGCCUGAGCCCUCCAGUUACUGAAAGGGAAUCUUCAGAACCUUAUUCAUUUCAUGAAAUUGAUUCAGACAUGAAAGUUGUGACAGCACUUGAUGAAACUAAAACUACCAGUGGAGAAUCCUUAUCUGACAAACACAUUAUUCCUCAAGUCAUGGCAAAACAUGUACCACAAAAUCAAAUAAUAUCCAGUGCACAGACAGCUUCCAAAAAUGUCCUGAAGAACUAUAUAUCUCCUUUGGGUGGUCUAAGUGUUUUCAGCGGCACUAAAAAAGAAACAACAAAAGAGGGAGACUUAUAUGCCAUUCUUUGUCCCUAUGAUCUCAAUGGAAAAUGUCAGGACUUGGAGUGCCUGUACAAGCAUCAGCAUCAAUGAGAAAAAAAAAGUGAUUUCAUAUGUAGUUGUAAGUGGUUCAAAGAAAAAGGAAAGGUAAAAAAUCGUUGGGUUGGGCAUGUAUUUUGCUUGUCAUGUGGUAUAUUAUUUAUUCAACUUUCUUGUGAAGUGUCUAGUCCGACUACUUUCUCAGGAAAAUUACAGUUAUACCUCCUUGAGUUGAGGUCCCUCUUAUUUUUUUAUACUAGUUUGUUAUUAUUUGUUAAAAUAUAAUGAAUUGCUCUCGUAUAGUGUUACCCUAGUGCUGCCGAAAGUGCCAAAAUUGGUAUUCCUGCAUAGCCAUGUUUAAGUUUGGCUGUGAUUCUCUGUGAGAGUACCUGAUGGUUUUCUAUGUUAAGUUUUUCCUUCAUUAAUUUUUUUCAUGAUUUUUGAUCAGCAUUUUGAUCUGUAUUUGGUACCUUAAUUUGUAACUUCUUCAUUUGACCAAAAUAAAAAAGACAAAUGAAUUAGGCUUAGGUAUACAGGGCAUGAGUCCCUUUGUUCUUGUUAUAUCAUUUAGCAUCUAUACAAAGAAGAAAGGAAUAUUUUUGUUACCUUGUAGUGUACUUAGAGCUAGAAUGCUUAAUAUUUGUUCUUCCUCUAGUCAGGGUCCUGAUCUCCACGUGCAGGAACCGACUCCUGCUGUCAGUGCCUUCUACAAGCAAUACGCUAAGAUUUAUUUCAAAAAUUUGAAUACCUAUGUUAUCUCAAAAUUGUUAGGAUUUUUAAAUACCUAUGUUUCUUUGCUAAUUCUACUGCACAUUGGUGGUCAAAUUGUGUUGAUUUUAUUUUCUUAAUCCAUUGGUAAUAUACAAUGGAGGUUUUUACUUGCCAGAGUUUUUGGGGUAUCAAAAAAUUAUCCAUAAUGUCAUUCUAAUAUUUUAUUAUUAUUAUUAGACCACCCAUAAUGUUGUUUAUAAUGACCAUUUCAUGUGAUACAUGUUAUUAUUUUCUUUCAAAGCAAUUCAUGCAAUGCUUUCCAAUAGUCACAAUUUUGCCCAUAGAGUUUCUCAGUUUUUUCUUCCUCUUCUCAACAUUUUCUUUUAAGCUGACAGCAACAGAAGGGACGCUGUGCAUCACUCUCAUGGAUCUUUCGUGUACAUGUGGUGAGUAAUAUUAAUAUUUGACCAUAUGUUUGACCUUAUUGGCUCAUUGAUAUUUAUUAGAAUAAUGCUUUCUUCUUUUUUUGUGGCAGUGGUGCUGAAACAGGUUAAUCAAUGGUCUUUUUGUUGAGUUGCUAGGGUUUCUUGCAAUUUUGUGUUUAUUAAAAUUCUCUCCAGCAGGGGUGGAAUAAUACCUGCAGAUCCCACAGACUUUUAAAACUAGGAUUGUAUAUUUUUCUUCUCUAACAAAUGUGUUACCUAUACCCUCUAUGUUACAGUUCAUCAUAGACCAUACGUUCCAGGGAAGAUCAUCAAAGGAUUCUGCUAGGUAAGCUGCAUUUUGUUUUAUCUUCUUGUACCCCUUUCCUUCAAUACUAAUUUUCCUUUCCUGCAAAGUCCUUUUAUUUUCUAUCUAUCUUGCUUUGCUUAGCAUCUAGAUCAGUUGAUUCAUUGAAGUAAUUGAGUUCUUUGAAUUCAAGAAGCAAAUUAAGUCUUAGGAUUACCGCUCUUAAGAUCUUAAGCCCGAUAACUCCCUUUAUACAUGGAUGUAAUUUUUAACAUCUAAGUACAGCAUAAGCAUGGUGUAUUGGCAUCUUAAAUCAAAAACUGGUUGGGUUCUGCUGACAGCAUUAAAGUGCCCUUACGCCGUUGGUUCUGGUGCAGCUACUCAUUGCUAAUUUAGUCUUUAGAGUUUUUUUUCUCUUCCCAUUACAAUUUACUUUCUGUGAUACUAUUGUACCUUAUCCAUAAACUCAAUUGUGUAACGGUCAAACAGUUUUGGUUAACAAAAUGUCAAAGCAUUUGUUUGCAUUUGUCUUUGCUUGUUACUUACCAACAAAUGUGACCUGUUACACUUGCGUUUGUGGAGUUAUCUUAAGGUGAAAGCUACCUAAACUUCUCUAAACUGUAGAGCCACAGGCAGUAGGUGCUAUCCUACAAGCUUUAACAGGCAUACAGUAACAACAAGUGUAUGCAAAGUAGAUCAAUACUGUAGAAGUUUGUGUGCGGCAGUAGGAUAGUGAUCUGUGCCUUUUAUUACACAUAAGUACUGUUAAAUUUAAGUAUGGGAGGAGAUAAAAUUAUGAAGCAUUGUCUUCAUGUAAUAUCAAAAGCAGCCUUCUUCCUAUAUUUUGCUCUCUUAUGGUCAGCUGAAGCCCAAAACUAUCUGUCUUCAUUAAUUGAUACCUAGUUUGUUGAAAUGUUGAGUGGUAACCGGAACUAACCAGAAUCGCAUAGGGAGAACCACUGAUCAUUUUACUCUUUAAAUGGAAAUGUUAAUACUUGCAAGUUUUGCAUCUUGCGCGUAUGUUUAUGUUUUUCAUCUAAAGAGUAUUGAAUCUUUUCACAUUAUUAGUGUCUCUUUGCGGCGCUACAUCUGGCAGAACACCAGCAAGAAGAGGCUGACAUCAAGACAUUAACACAAACAUUUGGUUUAUUUAAGAAGACUAAGAAAUCCUGGGAAGUUACCAAACAACUCAUGUGUCAAGUUCAAGCAAGAAGAGAGGAAUGUGAUCUACAGUGUUCUCUGGCGCACAGUCGUAGACUUUCAUAAAUUUGGUAGUGAGCAGAAAGCCUCCACCAGAACAUACCACACGCUUGAAGAUCUGCUACUCAUCUCGAUCGAGGGUACGUAGCCCCCAUUAUAAGACCAUGUGAAAAGUAGCGUUGAAUUUGCUCAGAUUCCAUAUGAAUAUUACUGUAUUAUUAAGGCAAUAAAGGAAUAAACUGAAAAUUA
Frankliniella occidentalis (western flower thrips) is the source of this 7961-nucleotide messenger RNA. RefSeq lists its product as uncharacterized. The record is from RefSeq and is a predicted model, not a curated record. The transcript has 7 exons. Lineage: Eukaryota; Metazoa; Arthropoda; Insecta; Thysanoptera; Thripidae. Bases 126 to 5126 code for a protein of 1666 amino acids.